Molecule: messenger RNA, 351 nt
Organism: Dracunculus medinensis (Guinea worm)
Lineage: Eukaryota; Metazoa; Nematoda; Chromadorea; Rhabditida; Dracunculidae
Source: the annotation of a GenBank genome assembly
AUGCUCCAGUCAUUUGGUAUUGCUAUGACCACUAUUACCACUGUUGAUUUAUGGUUCUUACCUAUACCACGAUAUCUGGCUGACUGGGGAGUAUUUGUUUAUCUGUUUAGAUGGAAGAGUUCCACAGGAUUUUCGCCUUAUUAUUCUUCACGGGGAUUUUUCUUCGGGAUUUUCCAUCUAAUCUUGGAAGGAUCUAAAUCAUAUACUGAACUAAUAUUUCGGCAGACAGAAUGCCAAUUACUUGGUUAUGCCUUUCAGUCUUAUGCUGUUCUUGCCUGCAUUUCACAUCUUGCCCCUUGUGUUGGAAUUUUUGAGGUUUUCGUUGAGUUCUGUACUUUGAGUACUGUCUGA